GUUUUACUAGGCCAGUCGUAACUAAAAAAUAAUUUUGUCGGCAUACGUUUUAUAGGUUGAUAUCUAUAAAUUUAAUACUGUAUUAACAAAUGGCAACAGUAAAUAGAAUAAAACUUUUUGUUGGAAAUCUUCCCUGGACAGUUGGCCAUAAGGAAUUACGAGGUUACUUUAAGGAGUUUGGUCGCAUCAAUAGCGCAACAGUAAUAUUUGAUAGAAAAACAGGACUUUCUAAAGGUUACGGAUUUGUUCAGUUCAACAAUUUAACUGCUUUGCAAAAAAUUGAAGCGCAGCAAAAACAUUUGCUAGAGGGCAGUUAUAUAAAUAUACAGAAAGCAUAAAUUAAACUGAUCGUAUCAUCUAAUCACUUUACAUUAAGUUAAAUUAAAAUUUUUAAAUAUAUUUUUAAUAAAACAACCACAUUUUCACAUUUCUGAUUUGUAUAAUGUCGGAUUUCUCAGAUAGCGAUGCAGAAAUUGAUAUAAUAGAUGAGAAUUUUGCUUCCGCAGCAGACCACGUCCAAAGCAUACACACUACACUAUUACCAAACGACUUAUUGGAAUUGUACGGAUAUUAUAAGCAGGCAACAAUUGGUCAAUGC
Molecule: messenger RNA, 598 nt
Organism: Teleopsis dalmanni
Lineage: Eukaryota; Metazoa; Arthropoda; Insecta; Diptera; Diopsidae
Product: SRA stem-loop-interacting RNA-binding protein, mitochondrial-like
Exons: 1
Coding region: 90-338 (82 amino acids)
Molecular function (GO): RNA binding
Source: RefSeq, a predicted model, not a curated record